Molecule: messenger RNA, 1734 nt
Organism: Striga hermonthica
Lineage: Eukaryota; Viridiplantae; Streptophyta; Magnoliopsida; Lamiales; Orobanchaceae
Source: the annotation of a GenBank genome assembly
AUGACUGGCAGAGUAUUUAUGGUGACGGGAGGCGGUGGGUGUGGUGGAGCUAAGCGCUCAAAACCAGCUGUGGCUGCUGAGACGGCGGCCGACAACAGCGGCAACAAGAACCUCUCUCUUCUGGAUUUCGUGGUGUCCGCUCUCAGAAAAUCAAUGGUGUCAAAGUGUCGGCAAGACCAGGAGGCGAUAACCCCCGUCCAUCAUCAGAUGGAGAUCGGCUGGCCCACCGACGUCCGCCACGUAACCCACGUCACCUUCGACAAGUUCCAUGGCUUCUUGGGCCUCCCCGUCGACUACGAGGUUGAGAUCCCAUGUCAACCUCCCAGCGCUAGUGUGAGUGUAUGUGGUGUCUCGGCCAAUUCAAUGCAGUGGUCUUAUGACACAAGAUGCAAUAGCGUGCCAACUAUUCUGUUAAUGAUGCAAGAGAGAUUAUAUGCAUUGGGUGGUCUAAAGGCUGAAGGAAUUUUCCGGAUAAAUCCAGAAAACGGUAAAGAGGAGUAUGUGAAGGCCCAGCUCAGCCGAGGCAUUGUGCCCCAAAACAUCGAUGUCCACUGCUUGGCUGGCUUGAUCAAAGCCUGGUUUCGGGAGCUGCCGAAUGGUGUUCUUGAUGGGCUUUCGCCUGAACAAGUGUUGCAAUGCAAUAAGGAAGAGGAGUUUGUCGGGCUCAUCAAGCAGCUCAAGCCAACCGAGAGUUGCCUGCUCGAAUGGGCUAUCGAUCUCAUGGCCGAUGUUGUCGAGCAAGAGGAGUCCAACAAAAUGAAUGCGAGAAAUAUUGCUAUGGUUUUUGCGCCCAAUAUGACUAAGAUGUCAGAUCCGCUUACCGCUCUCAUGCACGCUGUUCAAGUAAUGAACUUACUGAAGACCCUAAUCUUGAAAAAGCUUCGUGAACGUAAGGAGGCAGCAGCCACCACCACAAGGUCCAAACCACUAUCAUCCUCUCAUUUCACUGAUCGACAACAACUGAUGGAUUCAAGCUGUGAGUCAACCUGUCAAGAUUCGGAUAAUGAUGAUGAGGAUGAAGUUGAAGUCGAGUCACUCGCAAGUGAAAUCGAAGACCGUUUCGUAAGACCGUCUGAUGAGAACGAAAACCCGAGAAAAGAUGACUUCAGAAAACAGUUGGAGAGAAUAUUGUGCAACAGAGAAAACGCAAGCCCGAUAAGAAAGCAUAAUAGGUUUUACGCGGAUUCUUGUGUUUCAUUUUCGGACAGUAGGGUCGGGAGCUCGUGCAUUAGCACGAGCGAUGAUGAUGAGGCGAGGUUGAGCUCGAUCGCUUUUAGGUCUAGAGAUGGAUGCAAAAAGAGAAGUCGACAUGGUAGUAGGGACCGCCAGUAUCUACUGACAAACAAUUCUGGACCAACACGUCUGAGUGAGGAUGAUCAAGCAGCUCGGCAUCCUUCGUCCGACAGAAGUUGGCCUGGGACCCGAGCUCCGAAUUUGUUGUCCAGCAUUGUAUGUCUUCCUGGCGUAAGCCUUUCCCUGUCUUCUAGAGAUGACAUGUUCGCCUCGGCUAGUAUUGACGAGACGAACAGGGCCGUGACUACGACAAUAUCGUGCCUCACCGAUUUGCUCCUUAGAAGCUUUUCUCUUAGGUCGGGUUUGGCUUUCGCCCUUUCCAACCAUUGGAACACUGACAGUGACGUGGAUUUCGUGUUCCACGUAGGCUUUGACAGGCUUUCCCCCAUCCUCUCGGUUCGUACCCGAUCGGAGGUUUUGUCCUCCGUAGUCCUUUGGUGA